Eucalyptus grandis is the source of this 1125-nucleotide messenger RNA. Its product is annotated as acid phosphatase 1. The transcript is spliced from 4 exons. Gene Ontology annotation, molecular function: acid phosphatase activity. Lineage: Eukaryota; Viridiplantae; Streptophyta; Magnoliopsida; Myrtales; Myrtaceae. The record is from RefSeq and is a predicted model, not a curated record. Bases 202 to 990 code for a protein of 262 amino acids.
AGUUUCAGAUAUCCCCGUUCUAUCAUUUUCAUUUUCUGCUAACCUCGCUCUCCCUCGCUCUCGCUCUCACGCACGCACAUAUGAUCGCUAGUUUUUCUUCCAGGAUGAGAUCCUGGUUUCUGAUCCUCGUAAGAUUGACGACGCCCAGUUACCAGAAUAUACACUUUGCUAUAAUUCUGCAACAGUAAUGAUCAAACUCACAUGAUAAGAGCCAUGGCGCGUCGGGUACAGGAGCUACUAGUCCUAGUGGUCUUGGCCAUCUUUCCCAAGGCAACAUUCGGCAGGCUGAGCUGCCACUCAAAGCCGAGUGAUGUGCCACCAGCGGCGGAAGGCAGCAACGGCUACUGCUUGAGCUGGAGGCUCGCGGUGGAGGCAGACAAUAUGCGCGGGUGGCCCACGGUCCCGCCUGAGUGCCAGCGGCAUGUCGAGUCCUACAUGACUGGGGGGCAGUACGACCGGGACCUCAACCUGAUCGUCGAGCAGGUCACGGCUUAUGCUGACGGCAUUGCUUUGUCCGAUGACGGCAUGGACGCUUGGAUCUUGGACAUUGAUGAGACAUGCAUUUCCAACAUGUUCUACUACAAGAGGAAAAGAUAUGGAUGCGACCCGUACGAUGCGGCGGGGUUUAAGGCGUGGGCGGUGCGAGGAGAGUGCCCAGCGAUACAGGCGGUGCGGGGGCUGUUCCGGAAGCUGGUUGAUGGCGGAUUCAGGGUCAUCUUGCUCACUGGGAGAGACCAAGAGACUCUUGAAGCUGCCACUGUUAACAAUUUGCUUAAUCAAGGAUUUGAUGGCUAUGAACGUCUGAUAAUGAGGACACAGGCUCAUAAAGGGCUAAGUGCAGAAACGUACAAAUCAGACAUAAGGAGGCAAUUGGAGGAAGAAGGGUACAGAAUCUGGGGGAACGUUGGGGAUCAAUGGAGUGAUCUUCAGGGUCAAUCCGUGGGCAAGCGAACGUUUAAGAUUCCUAAUCCCAUGUACUUUGUUCCUUGAGAACAUUACAAACCGAUUAUUCCCAUAAUAAUUUUCUGUACUUGAAUAAUGAAAAAAAAGAAAAGUAAAUCGACCAAUUGUGUUUAUGAAUGACAAUGAGAAAAAAAUUGGGAAAGGGAAAUAAGAUUGCCAAAA